Fusarium fujikuroi IMI 58289 is the source of this 1752-nucleotide messenger RNA. Its product is annotated as related to arachidonate 5-lipoxygenase. Lineage: Eukaryota; Fungi; Ascomycota; Sordariomycetes; Hypocreales; Nectriaceae. The coding region runs from base 1 to 1752 and encodes 583 amino acids. Gene Ontology annotation, biological process: lipid oxidation. The record is from RefSeq and is a predicted model, not a curated record. The transcript is spliced from 3 exons. Gene Ontology annotation, molecular function: oxidoreductase activity, acting on single donors with incorporation of molecular oxygen, incorporation of two atoms of oxygen; metal ion binding.
AUGCUGUUCAACAUCGCCUUGCUGUUCAAUGUUGCUGGGGCCGUCGCAGCGGUGAAUGGGCCAAAGCCAUUUUCACUCCCGUCAAGCAAGAGCCCAGGCCGAGCCGCCGCAAUCGAAAAGACGCGUCAAGGUUUCCAGUACGGAACGGAUGAUACUCUUAUUCGCGUCAACCCAUGGCCUUCGGGACCGCUUGGGAAGAAAGCCGUCAAGGCGCACUACAGUGCUUUUGAGACGUCUGAAACACCUGUCUACAAGCAUGCCGAUGAGGAUACUGCCCAAGCCCAGGCGUCCCUCAAUGGGACACUCCACUUAGAUUCCCUCGAAGACUAUUUCAAGCUCUACGAUGGCCAGUGGCAGAAAAGCGUUCCAGACGGACUCGCCGAUGGAGUCCUCCUCAAUGCCAAGUCCGAUCUGUCGUUCUCCAUGGAGCGCCUCUCUGUACACCCCGAAAGCCUACGACGUGUCAAACCCGAUGAGCGCGUAGCCCUCCGCGUCGAAGACAGGCUUGCACGCAAGAUCACAACAAAGACACAGCGCUCUCUCCAGAGAGAAGGGCGUCUUUUCAUCGUGGAUCACAGCGAUCUGGCGAAUCUGACUUUGACAAAGGGUCGCUACGCUGGUGCUUGCGAGGCGCUAUUCUUCAUUCAUCCUGUCUCACAGGAAUUCUUACCUCUGGCCAUUCGUCCCAACAACGGCUCGCCUUUGAUUUAUACCCCUCUCGAUGAAGAGAAUGACUGGACUCUGGCCAAGAUAUUGCUCAACUCGAAUGAUGUCUGGCACAACCAGUGGUAUCACAUGGCCGCAGCUCACAUCUCUUCCGACCUCAUCUACAUGUCGGCUACCCGGUCAUUCAGCGACAUGCAUCCAGUCUGGGGUCUGAUCCGUCGCCUGGGCGUAAACUCUUUCGCAUACCGAGUGGGAGCUAGCGCAUCUCUAGUCAAUCCCGGCGGCGAUAUUGAGAAGAACUUUGCUUGGAAUGGUGACCAGGCUAUCGAGUACAGCAAACAGUUGUGGCGGUCUGAAUGUGCUCCCUGGCGGGCGAAUUAUCUCGAAGAGAAGCUCACGCGCCGGGGCCUGAUAAACUGCGAAUACGGUCCUGAGUUGAAGUCAUUCCCAUACUACGAGGAUGCUUCAGUCAUCCUAGGUGCUCUGCGAACCUUUAUAACCGAGUACGUUAACGCAUACUAUCCUUCGGACGAUGCCAUCACCGCGGACAAGGAACUCCUCGCAUGGUUCCAUGAAGCAGCUGAUGCCGCCGAUAUCGUUGAUUUCCCAGCUUCCAUCUCUACUAAAUCCGAACUGGUCGCCGUGCUGUCUCAUCACGCCUAUCUCAUCUCGAUUCUCCAUGGUUCACUGAAUAGCAACAGUCUUGUGCAUUACAGUGCCGUUCUGCCAAUGCACCCGCUAUCACUUUACCGACCGCUGCCGGAGAAAAAGGGCAUCUCUAGCCUUGUACCGUUUCUUCCAGACUUGGAAGCCUCGAUACAGCACAUCGCGCUGGUCGCUACGUUUAACCAAGCACAGAUUGCUGAUACUCCUGAUUCGCUGCGUUUCCUUUUCAACGAAGCUGAGUUCUAUUCCCGCAUCAACAAGGAAGCACGUGCAGCUGCCAAAGCGUAUUCGGCGACUUUGUCCAAGUUCAGCAAACAAGUCAAGGGGAGAAAGAUUAGGGGCGAUGGACGUAGUCAAGGAAUGCCGUUUGUGUGGAAUGUCUUUGAUCCAAGCACGGGGCCGGGAAUCCUUGCCGCCUAA